Messenger RNA from Aethina tumida (small hive beetle), 3790 nucleotides. RefSeq names its product ubiquitin-like protein 3 (gene UBL3). The coding region runs from base 361 to 729 and encodes 122 amino acids. Gene Ontology annotation, molecular function: protein binding. Lineage: Eukaryota; Metazoa; Arthropoda; Insecta; Coleoptera; Nitidulidae. The transcript is spliced from 4 exons. The record is from RefSeq and is a predicted model, not a curated record.
AAAAAGCAGCCAGCCGAGCUGCCGUGUGUGUAGCGCAAACGCGUAGUGGCCCGACGCCGUGUUGCAUUGCAUUUUCGUCCCCAUUGUUAGCUGUGCUGGCCGUAGCCCGAGCCCCCCCGGUGCCCGUAUAGCUGGUCGUGGUCGGCGGGUGCACUUGUACCGCAAAAUAACCCGGUGAUCGAACCCCGCCGUCCCGUUCCGCCGUCGGUGUUCUCCCGUGUGCACGGUUUUGUUUGUAGUGUGCAAGUUCUGGUAUGUGGUGAAGGAGCGGGGUUUGGAGUUUCAGUUUUUUUUUUGUUGUUGCGCGAUUGAGGGACACGGAUCCCGGGACCGAGGCGCAAGACGUUAAGGCCGUGAACAAUGUCCAGCAGACACAUUCCCGUCGACAAGAUAAACCUGCGAUUGAUACUGGUCAGUGGCAAAACUAAAGAGUUCCUGUUCAGUCCGAGCGAGUCCGCGGGCGACAUAGCACAACAUGUAUUCGACAACUGGCCGGAAGAUUGGCGUCAAGAGGCUGUGUCGAAGGCGGAAAUACUUAGACUCAUAUACCAGGGCCGAUUCUUACACAGUAACGUAACGUUAGGUGCUUUAGGACUGCCAUUCGGCAAGACGACGGUGAUGCAUCUGGUUCCGCGGGAAAAUCUACCCGAGCCGAAUUCACAAGAUCAACGACAGAAAAGCAAGGGCGGCAACAGUAGUUGCUGUUCCGCGUCUUGUUGUAUUUUGUAAGGGAACCCCGCAACACCAUCACCUUGUUUUAUAUUAGAAGACUAUAACUGUAGAGAAGAAAAAUCGAGCAAAACAGGACGAGUCUAUGGAACAAAAAUGUAUAAUUCAAAGUUUGGUCGUCAGACCCGUGGACUUGUACCAAGUUUCUAAUUAACUGAUGACGUAAAAUAUAUAAAAUUGAUGGAAACUGUGGACAGAAAGUUUCAGUAAAGUUGUGAUAUAUCAUCAGUGUAAAAAAAUCGAUACUCAUGUGCCAGACUAAAGUGUGUGAUUGUUUUUAAACCAGAUCGCAUCAUUAUCAUUGUUAUGAUUUUUAGUGUAUUUAUAUAGUUAUAUAUGUAUAUUAUUUUAUAUCUUAUUGAAAAUUCAUUAUAUUAAACAGAAAAUAUCAUGUUUCAGGCAUUGUAAAUCAAUCAAAUUUUAAAAAAAAAUAUUAACUAUAACACAGGUUCCUGUAGUUUUGUUUUUGUACAGUGUACAGUGUGGUACUAGAAUCUGGAAGCACAGGCCGUUUAUUUGUUCCAUGCUAAACCGAGACUUAUUUCAUUCUAAUCAUUCAGGGAGAAUAAACUAGGCCUAAUUUAAACUGUAUCUAUAAAUACCAUCAUCAUUCAGGAUUAGCAUUGAUUCAAAGGUUUACGACAAAUAAAAGACUGCCUUCCGAUUCUCAUUACCCACGUUAGUGUUUUUAAAUAAUUUUAAGAGUUUAUAGUGAAAAAUCGACCAUAUCAUUCGCCCCCACAAAACAUCUUAAUACCAACAAGAAACACCAACAACUUGUAAACAUAACACCGUUCGUUUAAAAUUGUUGUUACGAGAUAUUAAAUAGUUUAUAAUCGAUUCCUUAAUAUAAAUUUAAAUCGUUUGUAUUCGAUGUACUUAAUUUUUAAUAAUUAUUAAUAAUAGGAAUUGCGAUACAAUCAGCAUGACCUCAUCUCUUUAAGUUAUUUAAGAAAACGGAAAAAACUGUGGAGGGUCUGGAUCAAUACAUAUAAUACGUUUUUAAUCCUUGUCUCGUGCAAUACCUAUAAAUUUAAUAACCGUUCUAUGGACGUACACACAUUGACGUCAACCAAGCUUCGUUAUCAGCUAUUUUGACCUUUGUGUUUUCAUUAGCAUGCGACUUAUAAUUAAAUUUUUUAACGAAUAACAUAUUUUCAGCGUGAAUUGUACCGCCAGACAAUAAACAAAAGUGAAAAAGUGUCGAAUAAUUAGAUUAAUAAUUAUUACUUUACGUCUGGGAGAAAUUGAUUGAAAGCGAUUACAUCACAAACUCGUAAUUGUUCACUUGUUACUGUUUGAUAAAUGUUGUUUUAUUUUAGUAAUUUUUCACCGUAUUUAGGUCAGCUUCAUAUAAUUAUUAACAUAUAAUAAUAAACCCAUUUAAAAUCUUGUUACUAUUUCAUUUUUAUGAAUUAGUAAAUAAUUUCCAUUUCACAGUCUAUUAGGAUUAACCAAUAUUUAUUUAUAUUAUGCAUAAUUUUAGAUUUUUAUAUAUCCGUGGUUAUAUAUGAGCAAAAAUUCAUUCAUAUCAAUUAUUCUAUAAUUUCGAGUUAUUAAAAUCAUCAUGUGACUAAAUGUUAACGGCUUUUACAUGCUAAAAACGUAUUGUGUGUAUUUAGCCACAUGUUUUCCACUUAAAACCCCCAGACAACAUCGCAAAGCAUAUAUUUUUCUAAUUUCGCCGUUAGUACAAUUUUUAUAUACUCGUUGAAUACAGCCUGCAUUGAGCCUUGUGUUAUUUUAGUAAAUAUUGUAAAAAAGAUCCUACUUUUGAAUGUAUUGUAAUCAGAAAACGAUUAAUAUCAUAAAUGUAAUAUAUUAGUCAUUGACAUAUAUUUACAAUAAAUGUUAUCAAGGUUACUUACCUUAUUGUUUAAAUAUUCGAAGGUGUUCAGAAUCUUUUUUUUAAUUGUAACAUGAUUGUUUUUGUUACUGGACUUGUUUGAUAUCAUUUUUGUUUCAGUAUUACUGUUUUGGGUACUAGCAUGAAUUUUUGUGCUAUAUUUUUUUUAUUAAUUAUUUUUGUAUUUUAUAAUCUUAACUGAAUGUAUAUUUUUAAACAAAUUUUUUAUAGAUUAUAAAAUAUCAAAUACAUGUGUUUAUAUUUUAUCUGAAGUACUACUACCUAAGUAGAUAUGCUGGGAGUUACCUAAAGUAACGGAAAUUACAUGAAAAAAACUGUACAUUUGAACAAAUUUUUGUAGUGAUAUAAGUCCUCGAAACGCCACUAUCAUCCCUCCAUUUCCGCCUUUAUUUAUUUAAACUCACUGGGGUGACACUUUAAUUCAACUCGGACGUGACACAAAGGUAAUAAAUAAUCUCAUCAGUUACUGAAUACGUCCUGUCAACAAUUAAACUGUCACCCGUAUCCCAAUUUUAUCUUUUAGUUGCCCCAAAUAUGUUAAAACCAAUUCUUCAUAUUAUAUUAAUAUGGGAUAGUUACGUAAUUAUUAAUUUGGGUAGCGAUGUUCUCAUUCCGGGCGCACUUUUUUUCUUUCGCGGUUAAAGAAAUUACAGGGUCUCCCUAAAAUAUAUUACUUACCAUAAUAUAGAUGUUUAUAAGAUGUUGUUUCAUUGUUCAUAUACAUACAUACAAAAAAAAAUUUACCCACACAUUUUCCCCCGCUGGACCAGCUUUCGAAGAAUUUAGGUGUACAGAAAUACCAAAUCAAUCGAGUGAAGACGAUGAUUGAGAGGUUGUUUACUUUGAUAAUAAUUUAUUAAGUGGGUGCGUUCUAAUGAUUUUAAGAUUGAUUUGGUAUUUCGAUUAUUAGUUCUCUUGCAUCGUAUGGUGAAUGGUAAAUGAGUGAAACCGUAGAGAAAAAACUGAAACAAAAUAGUUUGUGUACUUUAAGGUAUAUAAUUGAAAAUAUAAAAUCGAAAAUCUACUAGUCUUGAAUGGAAUAUUACUCAAUUUCAAGUUGAAGACUCAUAAAAUAUUAUUGUCUAUGAUAAUUAUUUUAAUAUGUAAAUAUGUGCUAGAAUAUUGUAAUAUUAUUUCUUAAGUACUGUUUUUUUUUUCGAAUUAUACAUAUAGAAUAUAUGAAAAAAUUUGCAA